AUGCUCGAGGUCUUUUCCGAUUCUCACAAUGAGAACUGUCGCCCGGGUCUUUACGGCCCCUGUGGAAAGCGAAAAGGAGACGCUUCUGGCGCUGCUUCCGCAAUACGGGCUCAAACUAGCCCCGGACGGGAUCCAUAUCCAGUGGGCUCUGGGCAAUUGCCGACAUCCGCGAAACUGGAGCUUGCAACGACUGCCAUUAGCACUGCCGGCUCAACUGCGGCCAACAAUGCCGUCCACGACUUCAAGAUCUCCAAAACCCUGUCAAUCUUCCUUUUCGUCUCCAUAUAUCUUAUCGGCCAAGCCAUCGGGGGUGUCGUGUUCCCCCCAUACUCUGAAGUAUUUGGCCGGAAGAAGCUCUAUGUGGCAAGCUCAGCCCUAUACGGCAUGUCAUGCAUCCUGAUUGCAUCCGUACCAUCAUUGAUAGGAGUAGCGAUGGGCCGAUGUCUCUGCGGGUUUCUGUCCGCCAUCCCCACGACUGUUGUAGUGGGCAGCAUUGAAGACACCUUCAAUUCCCGCGAGCGAGUCUGGGUAAUCUGCCUUUGGACCAUGUUCGCCAAUCUGGGCCUCGUCGUGGGUCCUAUCCUCAGUACCUUUGUCGUGGCCUACACCCACUGGAGAUGGCUUUUUUACAUCGCAGCCAUCGUAACCGGAGUCCUCACCCUCCUACUCCUCACUAUACACGAAUCUCGUCCCUCCCUCCUCCUUGCCCGCGAAGUCGCCACUCUUCGAAAGGUCACCAAAAUCGACACCUUGGAAGGUCUCAACCCGGAUAAAGCCCCGGACAUGCGCAGCUUCGUCCGCAUCGCGCUCUUCCGCCCCAUCCGCCUCCUCUUCACCGAGCUCAUUGUCUCCGUCGUCUCCAUCAUCAGCGCCGUCGCCAUCGCCCUAGUCUACCUUUUCACCGAAGCCCUUCCCCCGAUCUACGAAUCCUUCGGCUUCACCCGAAAACAAGCCUGCCUUCCCUUCAUGGCCAUCGGACUAGGUCUCUCCCUCGGUCUCCUCACCCGCUGUCUCGACCUCCGCAUCAUCACCCACCACCGAGCCCAAGGCCGACCACUGCUCCCCGAAGACAAAUUGACCGGGUUCUGGAUCGGCGCACCCAUACUCGCUGUAGCGUUAUGGCUUUUUGCCUGGACCAUUCCUCCCGCUGUCACGAAUCUCCCUUGGCUUGUGUCGGUCGCAGCUCUCGUGCUGGCUGGGUAUAGUCUCAAUGAGAUGGACUACGUGCUGGGCGGGUAUCUGACGGAUAGUUAUCUCAGCUAUGCGGCGAGUGGUCUGGCGGCGUUGAGUCUGGUGAGGGCAUUGUUGUCUGCUGCGUUGCCGCUUAUCUCGGCGCCUAUGUUGGAGCGACUCGGGGCUAAUUAUAGUGUUUCGGUGUUGGCCGCCGUAGCGACGGUAUUUUGUGCUGUGCCGCCGUUGUUUUCGAGACCAUAUGUCAGGGCUAACAUCACGAGCGAGAAUUGUUUCAGGCCAUUUAUCAGGGGUAUUGGGGGGGUGUACCUUUCUACCUCCAUUCCCCUUGCAGAGGAAAAGCUUCUUUCCCAAUUCAACCUGUAUGGACAACCUCACUCUGUAGAAAAGGGGUCCAUCGGUUUCACCAUAGCGCGUACCCCGGGUACACAACUACCCAGCUAG
Molecule: messenger RNA, 1635 nt
Organism: Aspergillus niger
Lineage: Eukaryota; Fungi; Ascomycota; Eurotiomycetes; Eurotiales; Aspergillaceae
Exons: 7
Coding region: 1-1635 (544 amino acids)
Biological process (GO): transmembrane transport
Molecular function (GO): transmembrane transporter activity
Source: RefSeq, a predicted model, not a curated record